GAGAGCAGGAACAGGAACAAGAAGUUGCCUGAGAAGUAGAAAGAAGAGUCGGUCUGCGCCUCAGUUCCUGUCUGUGCCAGCUCCCCUCUGGGCACCACAGUGGGGUGUAUUUCUAGCUGGCCUUUGCAGCCACGUAGGCUAGAAGCUUCAUUAAAAAACAUGAUGAUGACGUUACUAGGCUGCCAAAGUCUGUGUUGGAGGCGGCAUUCUGAACACGUAGGGCAGGCACGGAUGUACAGAAUGCACGCCCCAGUUAUGCAGGAGUGGGUAUGGCGGGCUGCAGCCCCUGGCUAAUUGCCCUGGAAUUGCAUCUCACGGCCAUUUCAUUUCAGGCCACCUGGAGAAUGGAGAAGCAGAAUCUCAGGACAGCCUACCUACUGCAGAUGCUCUUCCUGCCCCCCUUUCUGGCUAUAGAACAACUGCAAACAGGCAUCUCCAGCAGCGUGCAAUGUCGGAACAAUUACGGGUUUCAGAAUCGUAGAAUGGACUGCACAUGGCACCGGAAUCAGACCAUAGGAGAGGGACCGUUCCACCUCAGGUUUUCCGACUCCUACCAGAGGCUUGAUGACCUCAUCUGCCACCUAUCCCCCUCCAGGGAGGCAUGGGGUGAGUUCAGCUGCUCUGCGGAGGGACUGGGGAAUUUUGAGGAGAAUGACAAAUACAGCGUCUACUUGCACGACACCCCCUUGGGGAAAGACGUUAUCUACACAGUCUGGGAGAACUAUGAGCCCAUGCGGAACAUUAAAUGUGACCCACCCGUUGACCUCCAGAGCAACAUGAAUGCCCACAAGUGUCAGAUUGUGUGGAAGAAGCCAAAGGCAUACAGGGCCAUUUGGAAAGCCUUGCAGUGGCAGCUGGAAUUCAGGGCUAACUCCAUCGCCUGGGAGCGAGCAGAGAGGAGGACUGUGGUCACCAGAGAAACGUGGAUGGAAAUAGAUGGCUCAGAGUUCAAGCCGGGCAUAAGCUACGCUGCGAGAAUGCGCUGCAAAACCCCAGAUAAUAAUGAUGCUUACAUCAGCCAGUGGAGCGAGUGGAGCGCAACAACUGAGUGGAACGUCCCCCCAGGAGCCUUGCAGCCCGCGGACUCUCUGGUACUGCCAGCCGUGUUCGUCUCAGUCUCUCUCGGCCUGGGGGUCUUGCUGUUUCUGCUUCUGGUCUCCAUCUUUUACUCAAGGAUCAAGAGCCACUGCUUGGCAACUACCCCCAACCCUGUUGCUUUCUUCCUGCCCCUCUACACCUCUCACAAUGGGAAUUUCCAGGAUUGGAUUGGCACCAGAGAGAGGGAUGUGUAUCUGAAAAGCAGCAACGCCAACAGUCCCAGCAAGGAAGAUGGCCCCAGAAUGGUGACCUACAGGCCUCUGGAGGCCCUUGCCCAUAUCUCCUCUUUCAAUCACCUCUCACGGGCUGAGUUGUCAUCAGAAGAGCGAGCCUGCCACUUGCCUGGUGCUCCAGACCAGCAGGACAAGGCCAGCCAGUAUGUGGUCAUACAUGAAGCACAGAAGCUGCCAGGGGAAGCUGAUACUUUACUCCUUUCUGGAAGAGUGCCUCUCUACCUGGAAGGCCUGAAUGCCACAGGCGACGGCUUUUCUUAUUUGCCGUACAAGAACUCCCUGUUCGUGGAGCAGGAUCCCCAAGCCUCUUGCUCCCUGGGUACCAGCAACAACGAGCAAGGCUCUCAUCUUUGUGCAGCCCAUGUCGUGGGUCCUCAAAGAGAGGCCAGGCAUGGUGGAGACAGGCUCAUAACUGCUGGCAAAACUCCCUGCAUAAUCAUAUCCUGAGAUCAGUCACUGAAAGGACACCGUUGUGAAUGCUGGCUGCUUGCUGAUAGUCAAAGCAGAUUGGCUGGUAUUUCUCCCAGGGUUUGGGCUAAAAUAUGUUAGUAACGCUUGAUGGCUGCAGAAUCCGUAGAGUUUAGGGUGGGGGGCAAAGAAGCAAAACUGAGCCAACGUGUACUUUGAAUAGGUAGACAACUGUGAGUUGACUGAUGAAGCACCUCUGUGUGCUGAGGCCAUGGCUUUCUUAGCGGCCACUGCUUGCUUCCAGUAUGAGCUGCAUACAUAUAUGAAAUAAAACAAGCAUGACAAAGUAGUAG
Molecule: messenger RNA, 2092 nt
Organism: Eublepharis macularius
Lineage: Eukaryota; Metazoa; Chordata; Lepidosauria; Squamata; Eublepharidae
Product: interleukin-2 receptor subunit beta-like
Exons: 8
Coding region: 270-1778 (502 amino acids)
Biological process (GO): cytokine-mediated signaling pathway; immunoglobulin mediated immune response
Cellular component (GO): external side of plasma membrane
Molecular function (GO): protein binding; cytokine receptor activity
Source: RefSeq, a predicted model, not a curated record